Messenger RNA from Hippocampus zosterae (dwarf seahorse), 1882 nucleotides. Its product is annotated as kynurenine--oxoglutarate transaminase 3-like. Gene Ontology annotation, cellular component: mitochondrion; cytoplasm. Gene Ontology annotation, biological process: biosynthetic process. The record is from RefSeq and is a predicted model, not a curated record. Gene Ontology annotation, molecular function: pyridoxal phosphate binding; L-kynurenine:2-oxoglutarate transaminase activity. Bases 2 to 1345 code for a protein of 447 amino acids. The transcript has 12 exons. Lineage: Eukaryota; Metazoa; Chordata; Actinopteri; Syngnathiformes; Syngnathidae.
AAUGAGUGUGGCCAAGCUUGUCCCACUCUGCUCCAGGUUUGCUUUCAGAAGAAGUGUUUGUACAUCGCAGUGUACAGCAAUGGCGUCUCGACAUAGCAACACCAAGAGGAUCCAAGGACUGGACAAGAACGUCUGGGUAGCGUUUACAUCUAUGGCAGCGGAUCCUUCGGUAGUCAACCUGGGUCAAGGCUUCCCGGAUAUUUCGUUGCCACCGUACAUCAAGGAUGCUCUGGUGCAAGCAGUGUCAGUUGACAAAUUGAACCAAUACACUCGAGGCUUUGGACACCCUCCGCUGGUGAAGGCGCUCUCUCAGGUUUACGGCAAAGUGUGCGGGCGCCCCAUCGACCAUCUCAAGGAAGUCCUGGUAACGAUAGGCGCCUACGGCUCCUUGUUCAACAGCAUGCAGGCUCUGGUGGAAGGGGGCGACGAGGUCAUCAUCAUCGAACCCUUCUAUGACUGCUAUGUGCCCAUGGUCCGAAUGGCGGGGGGCAAACCUGUGCUGAUACCACUACGGCCUAAAUCGGGCCAGAAACCCACCACCAGCGCUGACUGGUUCCUGGACCCGGAGGAGCUAGCAAGUAAAUUCAACUCCAAGACCAAGGCCAUCCUCAUCAACACCCCCCACAAUCCCAUCGGGAAGGUUUUCACCAAAGAGGAGCUGCAGAUGAUCGCCGACUUGUGCAUCAAACACGACACGCUAUGCUUCAGUGACGAAGUUUACGAGUGGAUUGUCUACCGUGGACACCGGCAUAUUAAAAUUGCCACUUUGCCCGGAAUGUGGGAUCGAACCAUCACCAUUGGCAGCGCGGGGAAGACCUUCAGUGUCACCGGAUGGAAACUCGGUUGGUCCAUCGGACCCGAGCACCUGAUCCGCCAUCUUCAGACCGUCAUGCAGAACACGCUGUACACCUGCCCGACGCCACUACAGGAGGCCGUGGCGCAAGGUUUACUCCUGAACUGUGAGCUGAUGGGUCGGCCCGAGUGCUACUUCACUUCGCUUAGCGAGGAGCUGGAGGCGAAGCGCGACCGCCUGGCCGCCAUCCUGCGAGAGGCCGGACUGUCACCCAUCAUUCCUGAGGGAGGCUACUUCAUGUUAGCUGACAUCACGCCGCUAAGUCAGGAUCUGUCACACAUGGCCAGCGACGAAGCUUACGACUACAAGUUUGUAAAAUGGAUGAUUAAAGAAAAGAAAUUGGCAGCCAUCCCUGUCACUGCAUUUGUCGGGGAGGAAUCCACCAAGGCCUUUGAUAAAUAUAUUCGUCUUUGCUUCAUCAAGAGAGAUGAAACUUUGGAUGCGGCGGAGGCAAUCCUGAAGAAUUGGAAUUCCCUGGGAAGCAGCAACUGACAAUUUUUUUUUAACCUCUGAAGUUAAAUCAUCAUUCUGUAGAUCUCUUAGACACAAUUGGAGUGACUCAAGGUUUUGUUCUUUGCCCCCAUUCCUUUUCGCAUCUAAAUUGUUUCCUUUUGGUCAAAUAAAAAUGAUAAAAAAGAAAAUCGCUGCGAUCGGCUCCUGCACAUCCACGACCAUCGUGAGGAUGAGCGGUUCGGAUAAUUGAUGGAUAGAUGAAUCCUUCUGUUUUCAAAUACUAACACAAAGCAUUGAUUUACGAUGACCAGUGUUAGUGAAGCUCAAAUUAUGUGGAAAACCGGUAACAAAACAAUGAAUUAUUCCAGAAUUGGGGGUUUUUUUCCCUCUUAUUUUGACAUUUACUUCCUAUUAAAACCCUUGGUUCAAUCUAAUUGUUUUAAAAUUUAUAAAUGAGAGUAUAAAUUAACAAGUGGCCUUUUGAAAAUUAUUUUUCAAUGUACUUCAUCAAUAUGGAUGAAAAGACUGUCUUUUUGACUUGAACUUUUGAAAAUACAGUAGUUUUAUUCAGAUGCA